CGUAAUAAACGUAUACGUACAUUUUUAGUGGAAAUAUGGAAGCUUCUGGUUACUAUACCUGACCAGUACUACCCCAUUGUUAAAAUAUGGGCAUUUUCUAUGCCCCUGAUAUCCAUUCGUCAUCCGGAUGAUUUCGAGACAAUAUUAGGCAGCACAAAACACAUCGAAAAGAGUAGGAUGUAUGAAGCUUUACAGCCUUGGUUAAAUACCGGUCUUCUCACUAGUGGAGGUUCAAAAUGGCAUUCACGACGGAAGAUAUUAACUCCUACAUUUCAUUUUAAUAUAUUGCAGCAGUUUGUUGAGAUUUUUAUUGAGGAAAGCGAAAAUAUGGUCAAGUCUUUGAAAAAUACAGAAGGCGCAGUUGUGAAAGAUUUAGUGCCGUUUUUUAGUGAACAUACGCUGAAUGCAAUAUGUGAAACUGCUAUGGGUACUUCUUUACAAGACCUGGGUGAGUUUCAACAUCAAUAUCGAAAAGCGGUUUAUCGGAUAGGCGAACUUAUGUAUUAUAGAGUACUAAGGCAAUGGCUGCACAACGAAUGGUUAUUCCUGUUGACGUCAAAGGGCAGAGAGCAAAAAAAGAUUCUGAAAAUAUUACAUGGAUUUACUGAACGAAUUAUUGCUGAAAGAAAACUUUAUCAUGAUCGCACUAACGGACGAUAUUUACAAAGUUCUGGUAAUGACACAACAGAGGAGGGAAGUGACACAGAAUCGAUAGGAAUACGAAGAAAACGACUUGCAAUGUUGGAUCUUCUAAUAGCAGCAUCUCGUAAUGGUCUUAUGACUGAUGCAGAUAUCAGGGAGGAAGUCGAUACUUUUAUGUUUGAGGGUCAUGAUACUACAGCGAUGGGUCUAUGUUAUAUUUCAGCACUCUUAGCUGAGCAUAAGGACAUUCAGGAUCGUGUCAGGGACGAAGUUGACACUGCUUUGCGAAAGAAUGGAGAGAAGUUUACUAUGAAAUUACUGCAAGAUUUAUCAUAUUUAGAUAGAUGUAUAAAAGAAACAUUGCGCUUAUAUCCCAGUGUAACCAUGCUAUCACGAGUUCCUGCAGAAGAUGUAAAAUUACAAUCAUAUUUAGUACCUGCUGGGACAUACUUGCAUCUCAAUAUUUACGGAGUCCACAGAGAUCCCAACUUUUGGCCAAAUCCAGAUGUAUUCGAUCCUGAUAGAUUUUUGCCUGAAAACAUCCGAAAUCGUCAUCCUUAUUCGUAUUUACCGUUCAGUGCUGGACCACGGAAUUGCAUCGGCCAACGGUUUGCUAUGCUGGAAAUGAAGGCGAUGGUAGCUUCUCUGGUGCACAACUUCUAUUUGGAGCCCGUUGAUUAUUUAAAGGAUCUUCGAAUACAAGUUGAUUUAGUCCAUCGCCUUGCUCAUCCACAUCGUAUAAGAUUUGUUCGUGUUUCUAAAACAAAUGCAAAUCUCUAAAGCAAAUAUUGUAUCUAUUUAAUCUUUAAGGAUGUAUCGGUCCUAUCGUCAAAAUAGUACAAAGUCGCUAAAAAUUUGUGAAGUUGUUUUUUUAGUCUUCCUAAUGUACUGCAGAAAAGUAAAAAUGCCUCCACUAAACGGUUGCUGAGAUAUAACUAUUUUAAUUUACACUGAUUUUACACGUACUCUUAUGGAAAGAGCCGAUCUUCACGAAUAAAACAGCUAAAAAUGUAGAAAA
Molecule: messenger RNA, 1660 nt
Organism: Vollenhovia emeryi
Lineage: Eukaryota; Metazoa; Arthropoda; Insecta; Hymenoptera; Formicidae
Product: cytochrome P450 4C1-like
Exons: 11
Molecular function (GO): iron ion binding; monooxygenase activity; oxidoreductase activity, acting on paired donors, with incorporation or reduction of molecular oxygen
Source: RefSeq, a predicted model, not a curated record